Messenger RNA from Cladocopium goreaui, 1085 nucleotides. NCBI's taxonomy places the organism in Eukaryota, Dinophyceae, Suessiales, Symbiodiniaceae. The record is from the annotation of a GenBank genome assembly.
AUGAAAUAUUGUGAUACACCCCAAGAUCUUCUAACGCGCAUGUCUCCUGUUGAGAUGGCUGCCGCUAUUCAUGCUUUCAUCUGUGCCAAAGGUUGCUAAGGACUGUCUUGUCAGCCCACAGUCUGCAGCAUUUGCGUCAUUUGCUUCAAACGCACAUGCGUGAUACCGUAAUGCACGCCUCAAAUGAACAGCCCACGCAGCAGUUGGGACGCACUAACCGCAGAGCUUUUCCAGAACAAAAAAGACAUCGGUCAGGUCCGGGAACCGGGCGUUUCUCGCUGGGUGGAUGGCCACGAAUUGGCAGGAUUGUCCGUGACGAGGUCGCAAUGCAUGUGGCCGGGCCGCGAAGUACGCUUGGAUCCGCUGCUGACAGAAAGGAUGCAGCUGGAGGAUGCCGAAACGAAGGAUCAAGAGCUUCUUGAAGAGGGACCAUCAACUUCACCGGAAGCCUACGCCUUCGAGGUUGACGACGGUCAAGAAAAUCAGGAGGAGUCGCCGCAUGCAAUUCCUUGGCAGCGCUUUGCAGUGAAAGCUGUUUUCACCUUGAUAGGGUUUCUGAUCAUCGCAGUCCUGCUGGAAGUCUAUGCGAAGGACGGAGUCACCCACUUUUCCAAGCAGCUCAUGGACUCCAUUGGGUUGCCUGGGCUGUUCAUUGCAGUCCUCCUCGGUGAUGGUUUGCCUCAGCCUUUCCCAUACGUGCCAUUGAUCUUCAUCGCAGUGAAGGCGCAAGUGCCGAAGGUCCAAGUUUUUGGGGUUUGCGCCCUCGGCUCCUACCUGGCCGCGCUGGGAGGUUAUGGUGUAGGUUUCAGCCUGUCGAAGGUUUCGUGUUACCAGCAGGGUUUGCAACGCUUGUCCGAAUCACAGCCGUGGCUGCCCGACUUGAUGCAUCGAAAGGGUGCCUUGGGUGUGGCCAUUGCCGCUUUGAUGCCAGUGCCAUUGGCUUUAGCCACCUGGACAGCCGGUUCGUUUCGCGUCAACUUCUUCCAAUUCCUACUUUCAGCGGGGUGCCGCAUGCCCAAAAUCCUUAUCUUUGUUAUUUUGAGCGAUCCUCAACCAUUUUAAAUAGGAUAUCAAUAGUAUAAAUA